Molecule: messenger RNA, 1279 nt
Organism: Molossus molossus (Pallas's mastiff bat)
Lineage: Eukaryota; Metazoa; Chordata; Mammalia; Chiroptera; Molossidae
Gene: MPST
Product: mercaptopyruvate sulfurtransferase
Exons: 3
Coding region: 86-994 (302 amino acids)
Biological process (GO): transsulfuration
Cellular component (GO): mitochondrion
Molecular function (GO): thiosulfate-cyanide sulfurtransferase activity
Source: RefSeq, a predicted model, not a curated record
CUCCGAGUGGCCACCGCGGAGGGCUGUGCCCUAGUCUCCUCCCUUUGGCUGGCCUCAGGCCUGCAACUCUGGUGUCGCCACCGCCAUGGCCCCACAGCAGCUCUUCCGCGCGCUGGUGUCUGCGCAGUGGGUGGCAGAGGCGCUGAAGACCAUGCGCGCCGGGCAGUCCCUGCAGAAGCAGCCCCUACAGUUGCUGGACGCCUCCUGGUAUCUGCCCAAGCUGGGCCGCGAUGCGCGCCGCGAGUUCGAGGAGCGGCACAUCCCGGGCGCCAACUUUUUUGACAUCGACCACUGCAGCGACCAAACGUCGCCCUAUGACCACAUGCUGCCCAGCGCAGCGCACUUCGCGGAGUACGUGGGCCACCUGGGCGUGGGCGCCGACACCCACGUGGUGAUUUACGAUGCCAGCGACCAGGGCCUGUACUCGGCGCCCCGUGUCUGGUGGAUGUUCCGCAUCUUCGGCCACCCCACGGUGUCAUUGCUGGACGGCGGCCUCCGCAACUGGCUGCGCCAGGGUCUCCCGCUGAGCUCAGGCAAGAGCCGCCCGGUCUCCACCGAGUUCCGAGCCACACUGGACCCCGCCUUUGUCAAGACGUAUGAGGACAUCAAGGAGAACAUCGAAUCCCGGCGCUUCCAGGUGGUGGACGCCCGCGCCGCCGGCCGGUUCCAGGGCACCGAGCCCGAGCCCCGAGAUGGCAUUGAACCCGGCCACAUCCCCGGCACUGUGAAUAUCCCCUUCACGGACUUCAUGACCAGCGAGGGCCUGGAGAAGAGCCCCGAGGAGAUCCGCCGCCUGUUCCAGGACCAGAAGGUGGACCUGUCCCAGCCGCUGGUGGCCACUUGUGGCUCCGGUGUCACAGCCUGUCAUGUGGCAUUGGGGGCCUACCUCUGCGGCAAGCCUGACGUGGCCAUCUACGACGGCUCCUGGGUGGAGUGGUACAUGCGUGCCCAGCCCGAGGAUGUCAUCUCUAAGGGCCGGGGGAAGACCCGCUGAGGCUGGGCAGGACACCACACGGGACGCUCCGGCGACGCCAGCCAGCCGCUGUGCCCGGCCUGGUGGUUCUGAUGCUGUUUUCACCAGAAAAGCAUUUCUUCCUCAAACUUGGGUGGCACAUGGGGCAACACCCCAGAGGCCAGGAGUUCUGUUGACUUGUGGGCUCUCCGUGGAGGCAGGAGAGAAGGCGGCAGUGGGCACAGGGGAAAGGAGCCACCCACAUGAUGCCGAGCUAGGCCCCACCUCCCUCUGUUUUGCUGGUGAGGAAAUAAAACAGCCAAGUGC